AUGUCUAGUGAUUACCGCAAACGACUGGGCCAGUCCGAAGGACUACAGCGAAUCCAAAAAACAAGUCUUAAUAUGAGUAUGAGUAAGGACUGCAAAGGACAAUACAACUCGUAUAAGACUAAGCUUAAGUUUUGUCUUAUACUAUCCGAAACGAUGGACUUUAUUUACAGCAAUAGUAUAGGACAAAACUUGGGUGCCGCCAUCUGGCUGUCGAGUGAAAAGUCGAGAACUGAUGCAGCUGAUGAUUUGUUUAUAGGGUCGCCCGUGUGGAAGCCAAGAGACAGUAGUUUAGAGGCGACCUCUACCACGCUCCCGCGCAAGGCCGGUCAUCACGCCAGCGCGGCUCUAAGCGCAUCGCGAAAGUCGCUGAUCGAGACCGGAACGGGCCUGGAGAUACACAACACCACGUUCGGCAAGCAAUAA
This is a messenger RNA of Brassicogethes aeneus, 423 nucleotides long. The record is from the annotation of a GenBank genome assembly. Lineage: Eukaryota; Metazoa; Arthropoda; Insecta; Coleoptera; Nitidulidae.